AUGGUUGAACCUGUCGCCAGGAUUCGUCCCUAUGAGCUGAGGGAUAGGAAACUAGUCCGUUUCAUGCUUGGGAAGGGCGGCAUGGAACCUCUCACAGUCGCGAACCGGCAAGUCUACUUUAACCCACUGGUCAUGGCCGUGUGGAUUGGCUUGUCCUGCAUUUCCGUAGAAGCAUUGGGUUGGUGGCCCAAUGUCGAAGACUACGGCCUCCUGGGCUAUUUUCAACCAUUUCCCGUCUUUGCCUGCGUCGCUGUCGUCUUCAUGGUUAUCUGCGACUGGAUUAACCGUCCGUCGUUUGAGGAUCCCACGAAUGCAAUGCUUCGGCGGCCGGACCUUGUCGACAUCGAGGUCUAUUAUGCUCGCUCUCCGUCUUCGGGCUUCUGGCUCCUAGAGUAUGGAGAGAAAUUUGUCGGCCUCAUCGCUAUUGACGCGUCACUUGACGCCGAGUCCGAGGAAGUUAUCGGACCCACGUCGCCUCCUCAGCCCAAAAACGUCAAGACCGGCAAGUUGGAGUUGCCCAAAGGAACGUCGCCUUCAGCGACCAUCCGCCAUUUCUAUGUCGAGGAACCGUACCGCGUCGCGGGAAUACAGAACGACCUGCUCGAGCACGCAAUAACGCACGCAUUUAAUUCAGACAGUACUGUCCAGAAUAUCAUCGCUGUCGACUCGCCGCAGAAUAGUUAUAUUGGCAAGGCGUUGCGGAAUAAUGGGUUCCAGUUGGACAAGAAGUUGGGUACUUACGGGGUCCUCAGGUGGCAAAAUAGCGCACGGAUCUUGAAGAGGAAGAGUUGGCAGUCGUCCCAUACAUGA
Sparassis crispa is the source of this 810-nucleotide messenger RNA. RefSeq lists its product as hypothetical. The record is from RefSeq and is a predicted model, not a curated record. Bases 1 to 810 code for a protein of 269 amino acids. Gene Ontology annotation, molecular function: N-acetyltransferase activity. NCBI's taxonomy places the organism in Eukaryota, Fungi, Basidiomycota, Agaricomycetes, Polyporales, Sparassidaceae. The transcript has 3 exons.